Messenger RNA from Taeniopygia guttata (zebra finch), 1431 nucleotides. RefSeq names its product calcium and integrin binding 1 (gene CIB1). Lineage: Eukaryota; Metazoa; Chordata; Aves; Passeriformes; Estrildidae. Gene Ontology annotation, molecular function: calcium ion binding; magnesium ion binding. The record is from RefSeq and is a predicted model, not a curated record.
GCCCCGGAGCCGCGCUUGCCCCGCCCGGGGCGGGCCGGUGCCGUUGCCGCGGCAGCGGGCGGUGACGUGCGGAGGGAAGCGGCGCCAUGGGCGGCUCGGCCAGCCUGAUCCCGCGGGACUUGCUGAGCGAGUACCAGGAGCUGACGUUCCUGAGCAAGCAGGAGAUCUUGCUUGCCUACAAGAGGUUCAGUGAGCUGCUGCCGAAGGAGGAGAGGGAGAACGCCUGCUCCGCGCGGGUUCCCAAGAGCCAGAUCCUGACGCUGCCCGAGCUGCGGGCAAACCCCUUCCAGCACCAGAUCUGCCACGUGUUCUCAACCUCAGAGAGCGGGGAUGACAGCAUGUCGUUUGAAGACUUUCUUGAUAUGCUGAGUGUCUUCAGCGAUUCUGCCACCUCUGACAUCAAAUCCCACUAUGCCUUCCGCAUCUUUGACUUUGACAACGAUGGGAUUCUGGACAGGAAGGAUCUGGAGCAACUGGUGAACUGCCUGACAGGGCAAGGCGAGGAGUCCCAGCUGAGCAGCGCAGAGAUGGAGCAGCUCAUCCAAAAUAUCCUGGAGGAGUCCGACAUCGACAAGGACGGCACCAUCAACCUCUCCGAGUUCCAGCACGUUGUCUCCCGCUCCCCGGACUUUGCCAGCUCCUUCAAGAUUGUCCUGUGAGCCCUGUGGCGGUCCAGCAGCACUCCUCCAGCUCCUGCAGCACUCCUCCAGUUCCUGCAGCUCUUUGUGGGCUCAGUCAUUUCCUCUUUCAGGGAGCACAGGCCCAGCCCCUCAAUGGCCUGGCUGUGCUGCAAUGCCUCAGGCAGGAACCCUCCAGCUUCCCUCUCAGGUGCCUGCUUGGCAGCAGGGGGUGCCAGGAAUCUGCCUCUCCUGCAGCACCUCUGCUGUCCUAGCAAUAGAAUUUAAAUCCUUAUGCAUUCCAAGGGCAGCUCUGCAGGUGAGGGAGGAAGAGCUGCUCCUGCCUGGGGCCACUCUGCACCAGCACAGCCCCUCUGUGCCCUCAGGACAAAUUCCUACUUUGUGCCUUCCAGCAGCAGGCAGGGAGCUGCCUCCCCUGCCAGGGUCUUCCUGCCUCUCCUGUAUUUCUGGGAGCCUGCCUGCUGCCACAUGGAUCCAUUUCUCUAAGCAAUAACUGAAUGCGGAUCCUCUGAGCAAUAACCAAAAAGCGGAUCAAUUUUUACAAGCAAUAACCCAAACAGGAAUUCUUUCUCUGAGCAGUCACCCAGGAGUCACUGAACAGGUGCCACCCCCCAGCAGAGCUGUCCCCCCACGGCUGUGCUCAGAGCCUGCACUCCUCCUCCUCCUCCUCCUCCUCCUCCUCCCUCCUUUCUGUCUUUGCCCUCUUCUGGCUCCAGCACAGCAGCUGCUCUGCCGCCCUGGCCUCUUCCUCCCCCAUUCCCUGUGAGGACACAAUUAAAGGGCUCCGGUUUCA